Molecule: messenger RNA, 2004 nt
Organism: Acanthisitta chloris (rifleman)
Lineage: Eukaryota; Metazoa; Chordata; Aves; Passeriformes; Acanthisittidae
Gene: TICAM1
Product: toll-like receptor adaptor molecule 1
Exons: 1
Coding region: 1-2004 (667 amino acids)
Biological process (GO): response to exogenous dsRNA; positive regulation of cytokine production involved in inflammatory response; TRIF-dependent toll-like receptor signaling pathway
Molecular function (GO): protein kinase binding
Source: RefSeq, a predicted model, not a curated record
AUGGCACAGAGCACUGAGCUCCAGCCAAGCUUUGAGGAUGUGUUUAAAAUUCUGUCCCAGGUCUCACAAGAUAAACUCCUGAGCCUCAAACUUAAACUGAAGCACUCUGUCCGUGGGCCCAGCACCAAGUUACUGCAAGCCAUGGUCAUGCUCACCCUGGGGCAAGAAACACAGGCAAGGAUUUGUUUGGAUGCCUUGAGGGAUACCCAGGCAGCCCACUAUGUGCUCCAGACCAAACUGGGUGCUGCAGCAGUGUGGGAAGGCAGGGAGGAUUUGCAGCCUCCUCAGCUGGAUGCAGGUACUGUGGAGCUUCUGGCACAGGUGUACGAAGUGUUGGCACAGGAAAAACUGUGCAGUGCUGAGGCCAGGGACAAAGCCUGCCAGGCUGCCAGCAAAGCCUGCCACGCCAGCAAGGACACCCCGUGGGGGACACUCAACAACAUCCUACCUGAGGAGCAGGACAAACACAGCUCUGCCACCAGCGUGGGCACAGAGGACAGAUUCCAUACGCUGAAAUCCGAUGUGGACACAGGAUCUUUCCAUACAAACAGCCCAAACCAUGUGGUGAGUUCUCCAGAGCAGAUUAGAGGCAACUCAUGCCUUUCAGGCUCACACACCUUUUUCUCUGAGGAGAGUUCCUCUCUCACCAGCCGUCUGGAGAUCAGUGCAUCACCAACAGCUGAUUUUCACACCCAGCCCAGCAGUGCUGGACAGCCUGACAGAGACAGACAGAGCCCCCAGGAAAUGAGCUGGGCCAGCAGCCCCAGCUCUCACCCUGGGCAGGACACAGGUGCCCAAGUCCCCCAGGCAGAGAAGGCUGUGCAGAUCAGCUCCUGUCACCCAGCACUCCCUGAUCCUGAGGUGUCUCUGCCCUCAGAGGGGGCAGUGAGCCAGCCUGCCCCACGCAGGGAUGCUCCCACCACAGUGCCAGCAGAGCCUCGUGCACCAAGAGAACACACAGACAAAGAGCAGCAGGAAAAGCACUUUUCUACUGGUCUGCCUGACCCAAGAGCUACAGUGGAUACUGGUCCUGCCCACAUGUCCAGAGAGGACUCCUACAUUCCAGCAGAUAUUCCUUCUAACUCUACAUCACCUUCCAUUCCAACCCAUCCCCUUCCUCCUCCUCGUCAGGAACCUCCUUCUAACAUACAUCCCCCUCCCCUCCACUCAUCCCCCUCUCCAUGCUGGCCUCCUCCUCUCCCAGCUGUGGAUCCAGCACCCACAUCAGAGCCAGAUGGUGCCAAGUUCUUCACCUUUGUUGUCCUGCAUGCCAGUGAAGAUGUGACUGUUGCCAAACGAGUCAAGAACCUGCUGGAGAACAUGGGGGUGGCCAACGGUGCCACCCUCUGUGAGGACUUCUCCAUCGCCGGACGCAGCCACAUGACUUGCUUCCAAGAUGCUAUGGAAAACUCUGCCUUUGUCAUCCUUCUGCUGACCAACAACUUCACGGGCAACCUGUGCCUGUUCCAGACAGACACUGCUCUGAUGCAGUCCCUCCAGGACCCAGCCAAGCGCUACUCAGUCAUCCCAUUCCUCCCCAAGGAGAACGCCCUGGAGCAGAGUCAGAUUCCCUUGGUGCUCCGUGUGCUCGUGACCCUGCACGAGAGCUCUCCUCUCUUCCACAGGACUGUGCACAACACCUUUAACUCCAAGAACAUCAGGAAGAAGAAAGCCAUGUGGGAUGAGGUGCAGAGGAGGAAACACCAGCUGUACUGGGAACAGCAUCAAGCACAGCAGAACUUGGCUGGCCUAAGCCUUGGCUCCUCUCCACAGGUACCUCCAGCAGCGACACAGUCGUGGCCAUCACAGCAUCCACCUCCUCCUGGCCAGAUGGGUCCUCUCCCCUCCCAACCACCAUUCCCAUCAGCUCACAAUAACAUCAUGCCAGGCCCAGGAGGGAUCAUCAUCCAACACGCUCGGAUGGUUCAGAUCGGGAACCACAAUGUGAUGCAGGUAGAGACUGUCACACCUGGUCCUCGGGACAGCGAGGAAGAAGUCAGGUAG